Messenger RNA from Strongylus vulgaris, 430 nucleotides. Lineage: Eukaryota; Metazoa; Nematoda; Chromadorea; Rhabditida; Strongylidae. The record is from the annotation of a GenBank genome assembly.
GAGCCACAGCGUUGACGAGGAUGACAUUUCUCUUGAGUUAGAAGAUACUACUAUUCGGCCUUAUCGCUCGACUACACCUGUGCCACUACCUCGACAGAAUAUGUUGUACACAGUGUUUCCGGCGUUACAAAAAGAACAGGAUUGGAGAAAGUACUGUCCAGUAAACCAAUACACAUUUCAAAGAACUUGUCUUCCUGGUAAAAAGCUGCGUUAUGAUUUGCAGAUCUUCUGCCAAGAAUUUUCGGAGAAAUGUGGUGUACCCAAUCUGAACCUCUACCCCAAUAGAUUUGCUGAUCCCUCCGACGACGGUCGGCCUAAAGGUUACGGUCAAAAACAGAAAAACGGACAACUCGGACUUGGACGCAGUUUUGGUUUUGGAUUGGGAGCUAUCCCAGGUCAGGAAUUUAUAUGGGUGUCCUACCCAUUCUAA